This is a messenger RNA of Drosophila erecta, 5844 nucleotides long. Its product is annotated as kinesin-like protein CG14535. Gene Ontology annotation, molecular function: ATP binding; microtubule motor activity; microtubule binding. NCBI's taxonomy places the organism in Eukaryota, Metazoa, Arthropoda, Insecta, Diptera, Drosophilidae. The record is from RefSeq and is a predicted model, not a curated record. The transcript is spliced from 7 exons. Bases 518 to 3922 code for a protein of 1134 amino acids. Gene Ontology annotation, biological process: microtubule-based movement.
UCGCUGGCCGACGGAAAGAGAUUUUCCGAAAGAGAGAGAGUGAAAGAGUGAAAGUCCGACCACCCUUGGGGUCAGAAAUGUGGCGUUACCAUACGCGACUCGCUCUUUCUUCUGGCACGCCUGCGCCAAUGAGAGGCGGAAAACUCUUGGGAAAUUCAGGCCCACUCCGAAGACCAAAACCGAAACCGAAACCAAAACCAAAAACCCGACUUCAGUUGCCAUUGUAAUGCCAACGCAAUCGGCACGCGUUUGGCUUUCGCGCCUGGCGGGUUUUAUUCGCUGACAAGCCAACACAAAAGAAGAACAACAAAGCUCGCUGAGAAUCGGGGAAAAUCGCAGUGUGUUGGAUAAAGUAUAAAUCAUGUGCGAGGAAAUCAAGGCAAUUCGGAAAGUCGACGGACUUGAGCCAAAGAUGAAAUCAACAGCGAGAAAUUGCCAGUCAUAAAAAAAGGGAAACGCAAGUGCUUCCAGCAAUAAACUUCCACCGCCAACUGUGGCGACCAAUAGUCAAGGAACCAUGGCCACCAGUACGUCGAACAUGUCCCGCAACGGUGGCUUCUGUGGUGCACUGCAGCGGGCCCCGCCGCCGAUGCCGCCGACCCUCAUCCGACGCCUGAGUAGCCGGGAGUGCUACGGAGUGGGCAAGGUGAAGGUCAUGCUGCGGGUGGCGGACCGGGACAGGAACUCCGGCGGAACUGAGCCGGACUUUAUGGCCCUGGACAAGAAGAAGCGACAGGUCACGCUCACCGAUCCAAAAACCGCGUGUCCGCCGCCCCAAGCUGCCCAGGAACGGGCACCCAUGGUGGCCGCCCCCAAAAUGUUUGCAUUCGAUAACCUCUUCACCGGGGAGGAUAAGCAGUCGGAUGUGUGUGCAUCGGCGCUGAGCGAAGUGAUACCCGCCGUGCUCGAAGGCUCCGAUGGCUGCCUGCUGGCCAUGGGAUAUCCUGCCACCGGCCAGGCCCAAACGGUGUUGGGGGAGCUGGGCGGUGGUGGUGGCAGUGGGAGUGGGAGUGGCAGUGGGAGUGGCAGUGGGGGGACGUGUUCCCUGGGAGCAGCCCCCUGCGCCAUCGCCUGGCUGUACAAGGGCAUCCAGGAGAGGCGCCAGAAGAGCGGAGCGCGCUUCUCGGUGCGGGUCAGUGCCGUGGGCGUCAGUGCCACCAAGCCGGAUGCCCUCUCGCAGGACUUGCUCAUCUCGCAUGCAGCCGAAUCUGACGACUCCCCGGGGAUUUAUUUGCGUGACGACUUCCUUGGCGGUCCAACGGAACUACGUGCACCCACCGCCGAGCGUGCGGCCCUUUUCCUCGACUCUGCGCUCGCCGGACGCUUAAAAAGUUCCGGUUCCACGGCAUCUGGGAGUUCUGGAUGUGCUGCCCCCCUGGAGUCCGCCCUCAUCUUCACGCUGCACGUCUACCAGUACAGCCUGUCCCGCAAGGGAGGUGUCGCUGGCGGUCGCAGCCGUUUACAUAUCAUCGACCUGGGCGGGUGUGCGAAUCGCAGCGGGGGACUGCCGCUGUCGGGGAUCGGGAACAUACUGCUGGCGAUACUAUCCGGCCAGAGGCAUCCCCCACACAAGGACCACCCGCUGACCCCGCUGCUUAAGGACUGCCUGGCCCCCAUCACCUGCCAUGUGGCCAUCGUGGCCCAUGUGCGACCGGAGCAGAGCUACCAGGAUGCCCUCUCCACCAUUCAAAUCGCAUCCAGAAUUCAUCGGCUGCGUCGCAGGAAACAUCGAGUUCCCAUGCCCCUGGCUGUGGGCUUGGCCCAAGGACUCGGCGGCAACGGCUCCUCGGCGGGAUCGGGUGCAGAUCCCUCGAGCUCGGAAAUCUCUGCCGACACUGUCAUCUAUAUGGGACCCAAUGACGACGCCACGGAUGGGGAACAUCCGCCCGUAUAUCUGCCAUCGCUGACUGCGGGGGAUAAUCGCGGGGUGAUGAGUAAAGCCCUCAAGGGGAGUGGGCUGGAGAAACCCCCCUCGAAGUCAGCUUCCAACAGUCCCAUGAUGAUGAAAAAAGCCAUGGCAGCGGAAAAAGCCAAAAAGCUUCCUGGAAGCCACACGGGCAGCUUGAAGCGCCAGGCGGGAGCGGGAGCCUGCUCCUCCCCAACGAUUCCCCACGAGCAACCACAAAUGCAGGCCAUGGGAUCGCCUAUACCGAUACCACGGCACAUGGUGUCCAAGGGUUCGAUGGUGCCCUCGCCGAAGGGAUCGCCCAUGCGAAGAGCCCAUCCGGGAGCAGCUCUCGAACAGCUGGAAGCGGGAAUGAGGAAAAUAACGGAGGAGCAGUGGAUCGAUGGACCCCGAGUGUCCAGGGCCAAGGUGGCGGAAGCUCGGCAUCUAAUGAGGGAGGUUAAUCAUGUGAAGCAGUGCGAAACCUGGGUGGAUGGUCCAAAGUCGCAGUCCUGCAGAUCCUUGACAGCCGGCAAUCUUCCAGCAGCCGGCGGAAGUCAGACGCAGGGCUAUGGGUUUAUGGAUGCCCACAAGAAGACCAUGAUUCGACAGUGGGUGGAGAAUCAGACAACGCAAGUCUUCCAAAGUACAGUGUCCGCCAGUAACUCCCCCACUGCCUUGCACUGGAAACUCUCGCAGUUGAAGCAGAAAUCCCUGGACUUACCAGACAGACCUGCUUUCAAUCCGGAACCCUCUUUGGAUCUCAAUCAGCCGUGCUUCGAGAGCUUACCCCUCCUGGAUCCUGCUCCACCGGAUGGCGACGAGGACGAAGACAGCGGCCCCUCAGAGGUUCCCCCUGCUCUUCCAUUAUUGGAUGAUCCCCUCGGCUCCAGGGACAUAUCGCAGGAUAACCUGCAUAGGAUGCUCUCGCGGCAUGUGUCCAGGGAACAGCUUCAUGAGGCUGAACUGGUGGCCAGUCGAGCGUCAUCCUCGCAUCAUCCAUCUCAGCGGAGCAUUGAUUGUGGUCUGCAAGUCACGGAGGAAGAGAUUGCCAGGACCAUGUCCAGAGAUCGGGAUCACGAUCCCAGCGCGCAUCCUCUAUCAGCUUUGAGUCACUGCGACAAUAUAUCCUUCGUGUCCAGCUUCAACAUGGCCUGUGAGUCCUUCAGCGAGUGCGGCGAAAGAGCAAGACAACAGUUUGAUCAGCUGGCUCGCCUGCAUGAGAUCUUCACCUCCCAACUGGCCAUGGCCGAGGUCACGCCCUCCGCCGCCCUUUUCCGGACCGAUAUUGGAAGUGUGUUCAGCGAGCCCGUAUAUCACUUCAAUGUUGGCCAGAGUAGCGUUUGCAGCGAACCAGCCUACAGAUUGACCCCCAGUCCGCCAAAGCAACCGUCGCACAGUCCAAGUCAAGGGUCACUACCCAGCUUGAACGGCAUCAUGGAGAUAGCAGGGAUGGAUGAUUAUGCUCUGCUCCGCCAGCCAGACGGAGCCUCCGAUCCCAAUCUGCAGAAGGGAGAGAAGAGAUUCACCCCGCAGCACGAUGAUAUUUGCGAGUUGGAUGAGAAAUCCAUGGCGGCAGCGGUGGGCAAGCGAAAUUCUCUGGAGGAUGCACAGCACAAGCUGAACGAGAUCACGAAUAUCCUGCCCCUGGCUGCCCAAUCGCGACUUCCCCUGCUGCCCCUGAAUACCAGCUCCGAGGCCUACGACAGUGGCCAUGACUCCAACUCCACUCCGAGGACUUCCAAGCAUUCGGGCAUAUCCCGAAGGGCGGAGAGUGGCUAUCACAGUGUGGCCACCGUGAGGGAUUCGGAUGAGAGUAGCUUCGCGUCCGGCAUGUCCAAGGGCCAGCGGCAUCGCAUCACCGUCUCAGGAACGGGAGCAGUCACAUCGGCGGGCAUUGGAAAUUACCAGAGGCAGUGCCACAAGAAGCGACAUCGACAGGAUCAGGCUGGCAAUAAUAAAGGACUCUGCAACUGGCUCUUGACCCCCUUUUCCUGCACUUAUCCAGAGACUGAGGGUGAGAUCAGCGAUUUUUAAACAGCAACAAGACACCGCAUCCAAGUCCAAAACGCCCACCAAAAACCACGCAAAAAACCGAGCUAGUCCAGCAUUCAAAAUGGCCAAACACAAACAAGCAAACGCAAACCAAAAAGGAAAAUAUCAUACAGUUUUAGGAAAACACGACUAGAUUCAGGUUUAAGGAUAGAGGAUCUUUGAUAGCGACUGAUUAACUUUUACUAGGCGACGGCUGCCACCAUCAAAAACCAAACACAAAAACCAAAACAAACAUACCACGCGGAGAAACGAACCAGUGGAAAAGAAAUCAUUCAAUUUUAAAGUAAUCUAAUAACUAAAUACCUAACCCAAUUACCUAAAUAACUCAUAAUAAGAUCAGUGGACUUCGCGGCGGGUGUAAGACAGUUUAAAGCUCCUUUAAGUGAAAUUAUGAAGUACGUUGGUAGGACACAUGCAACUAAUCAGCGGUUUUGCGAUAAAGUAAAGUACACAUAUCUUGGACCCAUCUGUAUUUCAUUUUACACAAGCACCACAGACUCUUGGCAAAACCAUAUCUAUAAAAUAUCAACCUUUUAACAAUUUUACAUUUUUGAGCUGUUUCUGUCUUACACCAACCCGACCCACUGAAUACGCUAUAAAUCAAUCGAAUCAAUCACUCACUCACUCACUAAAUACACGCAUAAGUUCAAACGGGGCUUUAAAUAUCUUAAGUUGCCAGCUAGCAUAAUGCCGGAUAGUCGAGAUACAUUUGGAGGCUAAGGAUCACAGUGCGAACAAGAAGUCUCGACUAUCUCUAUUGUAUCUAUAAAUAUUGAACGUAAAUAUAUUAUUAACAUAAUCAGGCUACAAUCACUAUGACUUUACAAUGCAGAGAUACAUCUAUAUACAUACACUAUAUAUACACGCAAACGUAUUUAUAUACACACUCAAUAUACAUACAUAUAUCAUAUAGCUAUUUAUUGUUUAGUUUGGGUUAUCUGUUCGGGCAGUCGAUUUAAGAUCAAGUAUGCUAAAUGUUGAAUGUUUGCUUAUUCAAACGAUUUAUUGCCAAUUAUAAGUUACAAAAUGUUUAAAUUAAUUGUUAGUUAGCUAAAGUUAUACACAUCUACUACUAAUCAUGAAAAGAGCGACAAGAACCAAUGACUAUAAAGCGAAACGGUUUUUGCACAGUAGACAAAUGUUAAACAUACAAUUUUGUUGCCAUUUUUGCCUAAAUAAACUAUGUUACAAAACGAAAAACGAAAAACGAACAAAACGAAAUGAAGUGAAGUGAAACCAAACGAAAGCAUAUGGAAAUUCAACAAAAAAUAAAUAAAUUAUAUAUUUAUCAGAGAUACAUAUACUAUAAGGACGGCGAGUCGAUGGAUGAUUUUAAGGAAACCUAUUGCAUAUUCUAUAUAAAUAACGUAACAAACAUAUUAUACAAAACAUAAUGAUGCAAGCAAAAUGAACGACGCCCGGAGGUAUGCAACGAAUUGUGUGCCAUCUGGGGAAUAGCUAAAAUUUUGUGCCGCAUUUUGUUCGUUUCGAUUCGAUCAUCAACCUAUAAUUAUAAUUAUCGACAUUCCUUCAUUGCCUUUUUAGUCAGCGUCAUCAGCAUAUAAACAAAGCAAAUGUCUAAGCCAUGCAAACACACUAAUUAUAUUGCAUUAUCCAUACAUAUUUCGUACAAUUAUUAUUCCACUUAUCAAGCGUAGUUAAUCACCCACGAAAACCGCUCUCGUAUGCUUUAAAUUAAAAACAUAAUCACCAAAAGCCCAAAAGCCCAAAAGCCUAAAAACGCCCCCACUCACAACCGAAAUUCUUUCAACCCAACCCAAAUUGCAAUGUGCAACCUGGAAAAUCCAACCUACGUACAUAUACGAUACAUUCAAACAUACAUCUAUGAUGGAGUCGUCGACUUCGGCGCUGAAUACAGACUAAUUAUUUUUUAUAAUAUAAAC